Molecule: messenger RNA, 2552 nt
Organism: Mya arenaria
Lineage: Eukaryota; Metazoa; Mollusca; Bivalvia; Myida; Myidae
Product: required for meiotic nuclear division protein 1 homolog
Exons: 12
Coding region: 263-1702 (479 amino acids)
Biological process (GO): positive regulation of mitochondrial translation
Source: RefSeq, a predicted model, not a curated record
AAAGUGAAGUUCUUGGUCAGAUCAUAAAUAAAUAUUAAUAAUCUCCGAGCUGAGCCCAGCGCGUUAGGCUCGAGAUGCCUGAGAUUUUUGAAUGACCGAUUGGUUUAAAACGUUUUAACUAUUAGAAAUGUCGGUGUAGGUGUGCAUCGAUCCUCUUGUAUUUAGUCCUGCAGACACACGUUUUUAUUCCGUUUAUUUAUUAAUGAAAUAAUCUCCUGAUAAUAAUAUAUCUGGAUCUACAUGUUAUCUUUUCAGUGUCAAGAUGCUGAAGGCUGGAUUCAGAUCAUGGUUGCCAAUUUUGGAUGCAAAUCUUAUUAAAAUAGUGUCCUCAAAGACAAUCAGACUUUUACAUUGUAUCAAACAUGAUCCAGCAGCUAGCAAUUUAGUGGCAGGUGCUCAGCCUCAUGCUUCUGUUUUAAGAAGGACUUCUGUUUUGAAAAGGAACUAUGUUGGCUUGGUUCAGAACAUUCAACAUAUGUCAACCACAUCUGGAAAUAAUAAUAUUAAUAUUAAAAGACAAAGUUUCUGUGAUAUUUCCAACGAAUCGGUAUGUUUGAAUUGUAUACAAAGGUGGAAGCUCACUGCAAGAACAAUAGGACAUAAUAACAAUCUGGAAUCAAGCCUUCAUCUAUGGAGAGAAUUAGGACAACGUAGGAAUUAUGUCACUAGUGCCAAAAUCGGAAACCUAGAAACACCCAAAAUUUCUCUAAGAAAGCUUAAAAAGUCAAAACUAAAGCCAACUCCAGAGGAGGACCUUCACCACAAUCACGUGGUAGCGUACAGUGUGGCUAACAGCCUGAACCUUGACACGCUGGCGGAGGAGAUCAUUGCUGAGGAUACGUACACCAUCGUCCAGGUGCCAGCAGAGUUGAAGGAGGACAUGCCAGACGUGGUGAUGGUCACAGCCAAGUACAAGUUUGAGGGGCAGAUUAGGGAUGCCUUCUUCUUUAGGAAUGGCAGCAUUGCUUUGUGGACCAUGUCAGAAUCCGAGGUAAGGAAUAAGAAGCAUGAUUUGCUGUUGCUUGCCCGUCGUCAUUCCAUCAAGCCUCACAGUCACAUUCUGAUGGAACAGGAGGCAGAAUCCAUCCCUUUACACUCUGACAGCGUGUCUAAGCUAGUGAAGGGGACCAUCCAUGUACGUCCACUGGCUGAGGGUGGGGACAUCGAGGAGGGCCUGAUUCUAGAGAAGUUUGCCUUCUCUAAUGCUAUGGCUCAGUCAGUUACCCUAGCCAUAAAUGAGAGUAAAUUGGAGGACUUCAUUGAAAAACUGGAAGAUGAAACAGAGAAACUGCGGGAUGGUAAACCAUCAGACCUGAAGAAGCGAGACAUCAAUAUGAGACUCGGAGAAGUAUUCUAUCAUAGACAUGAGAUCAACCUGGAGUCUGGUUUCCUGGAUACACCGGAUGUCUACUGGGAACGCGAAGACCUGGAACCACUCUACCGUGAAACAUUCAACUACCUAUCUGUGUCCAAACGUAUCAAGGUUUACAAUGAGCGCCUAAGCUACUGUUCGGAGAUCCUUCAGCUGUUAAGCAGCCAACAGAACGAUGCACACCAUGUGAGACUAGAGUGGAUCAUCAUCAUACUGAUCCUCAUUGAGGUGAUGUUUGAGUGUCUCCAUUACGCUGAGAAGUUUGGCUGGAUAAGAAUUGGUCCCACAGAGAUGGUUGAAGAUCAAACAAGGGGAGAUGAUAGCUCAUAGGGAAUAAUGUUUCCACAUUUUCUUUUUCUUUUUACAUUAUACAAAUUUAGCUUGUCUUAUAAUGGUUAGAAAUGUGGUAUUGUCAUAACUUGGGUAUCAUUAACAUCCCUGUCAUGCAAACUUUAAUGUUGACAUAUUCAUGUGUUGUACUUACACAUAAUAUAAUGUAUAAUGUGUUGCUAGUACCAUCACCCUGGGUGAUUUACUUGUUAAGUUAUGUCCCUUGAUUAAGGAAAUUUGGACUUGGGUUGAUGUUCCAUUUAAUGUUGUUGUGAAAAGAAGUGCCAUUUUGCAUUUAUUUAGUAAACAUUUUUAUAUAGUAUUGUUUUGAUGAGUUAUUUUUGGCUGCUUGUUUAUGUUUUAUUCACAUUGUAGACUUAAAGAUGUUAACAUGUCCAGUAGUUAAUAAUUGUUUCGAGUUAUUUAGUGGUAUUUUGAAUGGUGUAAACCCUCUCCCACUUGCAUACCAAAUACUCCUUCAUUUUCUACCCGAAUUCUUGGUAACAAAUAAUAUUGAACGAAUUUGAGAUAUUGCGUACAGAAGAAUUUAACGGUCAGAAAAAACAUUUUUGGCACACUUAUGGCCACAUUAAUAUUUGUGUUCCCAAUAUUGAAACUUGGUCUUGGCCAGAAUGUAUCUCGAUGAAAUUUAGAUCAAAUUCAGUUGUGGGUCAUAUCAGGGAAAAAAAUCACGGGGUCAAAUUUCCAGAAACCUUUAACAAAAAAAAAAAAUUGGUCCAAAGAUUGUCUGUAUAAUACAUAGGUCAAAUUUAAAAUUGAUUUAGGUCCGUCAAAAAGUAGGUCGUACUAGGUCACAUGAUAUUGCAACCCCUAUUGAUGUUCUAUCCGA